Molecule: messenger RNA, 2814 nt
Organism: Cyclopterus lumpus (lumpfish)
Lineage: Eukaryota; Metazoa; Chordata; Actinopteri; Perciformes; Cyclopteridae
Gene: sec16b
Product: SEC16 homolog B, endoplasmic reticulum export factor
Exons: 23
Coding region: 1-2814 (937 amino acids)
Biological process (GO): autophagy; COPII vesicle coat assembly; Golgi organization
Cellular component (GO): ER to Golgi transport vesicle membrane; endoplasmic reticulum exit site
Source: RefSeq, a predicted model, not a curated record
AUGGAACACAGGGGUCACCCCCGGCCCGACCCCGUCCACCGCUCUUACAGAACUAAAGACAGAGACAGGUAUUCUCAGCAGGACAGGGGCCAAAGCUACCAACCGCCAAACCCGCAAGAGAGAGACAGGCACUGGGCUCAGACGGAUGCCCGCUACAGGGCUCACUACACCAGUCCACCUGCUAGACCGGAGCAGUAUCCUCACAACGCUCAGCAGUAUCCUCACAACGCUCAGCAGUAUCCUCACAACGUUCAGCAGUAUCCUCAUGGCUACGGCCAUCCGGAAAUCCAAAGACCCCAGUCCAGGCAUGGGUAUGACCAUCCACCCCACAGCCACUGGGACUACAGAGACCACUAUGGUUACUAUGACCAAGACUACUACAGGGGACAGCGUGGCCAACAAGAUGCCGGCCCGUGGGGGGUCCAGGACUCCUCGAGGACGGCCCCUUAUCAUGAUGGAUCCUCCAAGCAGGAGCACUCAGGGAACUCCUACACUGCAGAGCACAGGUAUGACCAAGGCCGAGGCGACUCCCAACAGUACCUCAACCACUACGAGGAGAAUCCCUCCAGAGACAACGAUGAGGUGUCCUCUUACCUGGGGGCAUUGGAAAGCUCCAAAAACUCUGGGCUGUCCUCCAGCAGCUAUGAGCUGAGUCAGUACAUCAACGGAGCGGAGCACGGCGAGCCCAUCCACCAAUCCGUCCACACGUCUGACGCAGAGCACUCGCGGAUGCAUCUGAUGUCAGCACCACUGAAGUACUCGAUCCCUCAUGUGGUAGUGAGCUUCGGGCCGGCGGGCCAGCUGAUACGGGUCACUCCAGGCUUGUCCACGCAGGAGAACGUCAGCCAGCUGGAAGUCCACAGUCUGGAAGUCAUUCUGGGUGAGACAAAGGACCAGCAGGAGAUGAGAAACUUCCCAGGGCCCUUAACCAGGGAAGAUCUGCACAAAGUGGAUGCCUUAGAGUUCGCCCACCAGAGGGCCGGCGCCUGCAUGAGUGGCAACGAGCUGCAGGAUAAGAGCUCUGCUGCCCUCCUGUGGAGUCUACUGAUCCUGCUCUGCAGACAGAAUGGACAAAUAGUUGGCUCGGAUAUCGCAGAGCUGCUGAUGCAGGGCUCACAUUCCGAUGGAAGCUGGGAGUCAGAGGCUCCCACACUCAUUGACUUUAGUGACGGUGCAACUGCUGAAGCACAAACUCGCAAGGGAGAUGACCUGCUCACGGGAGAGUGGAGCAGCUUCAGCUCUGAGACCUCUAGGAAGGCCCUGCAGAGCUACACUCAACUGCUGCUGGCUGGGAGAAAGAAGGAGGCUUUGGAGUCCGCUAUGAGCAGCGGCCUGUGGGGGCAUGCACUGUUUCUGGCCAGCAAAAUGGACAACAGGUCCUACACCACUGUGCUGAACAGGUUCACAGGCCAGCUAACGGCCAGUGAUCCCCUCCAGACCCUCUUCCACCUGCUGACUGGGAGAAUCCCUGUUGUAUCCAUGUUCUGUGGCAAUGAAAAAUGGGGCGACUGGAGGCCCCAUCUUGCUGUUAUGCUCUCCAACGAGACGGGAGAUCCAGCCGUCCAGCAGAAGGCCAUCGUCACCAUGGGAGACACCCUCGCCUCCAAAGGCCUUGUACAUGCUGCCCAUCUGUGCUACCUGACGGCCGGAGUUCCCUUCGGGGGAUUCAAUCAGAAGGCAGAGAGACUGGUGCUUCUGGGCAGCAGCCACAGGCAAUCCUUUAAAUACUUUGCCACGAACCUCGCCAUUCAGUGCACUGAAUUGUAUGAAUACUGCCAGACCCUUGGGGGCAGAGGCCUUUCACUACCACCCUUUCAGGUGUAUAAGUUCCUGUAUGCCAGUCGACUGCUGGACUGUGGCCUUGCAUCGCAGGCCUUUCAUUACUGCGAGGUGGUGGGACGGGCGAUCCUCAGAGAGAGGGAGUCUUCCUUUGUGCUGACUGGAGAGGUUAUCAAGCUGUCAGACAGGCUGAGACACUCCGAGGGUGAGUUCAGUGAAGCAGGUGUUAGCGGAGCCGGGCAGGAACCCGACUGGCUCAGACAGCUGCGUGCCAGGCACCACGGUUUACAGAUGGGGAGUUACACCUGUCCUGAAACAUUCCAGUCACCUCCUGAGGGAAGCGCUUUGGCCGAAGAGGAUGACAACAUGUCCUUAGAAUCGCACUUGGAUGACCUAAGCCGUGACAUCCAGAGUCCAGAGCCAGAACUCCUUUAUUACACAGGCACUGGGCAGCAAGCGAGCCUUGAGCGCCAAGUGGAAAGACUCACGGAGGAAUUGAAUGUAUUGUCAUGGGAUGAUAACGGAGCUCAGGACGGGUACGAAAGGCCACACGCCAAUUCUCCAAUGCCGGUACCGCUGGUUUAUGCUCCCCCAGCGCCCACAGGGACUGAGAGCCAAGCCUUUAGUUAUCAUAGCAGCGAUAGUGCUGUCAGAGACACCUCGCCACAUUGUCCUUCAGCAGCAGAGGGGGCUGGGUCGUCCUAUGGAGCAGGCCUGAUGGGGCUUCAAAUGCUUGAGGUAAACAUCAGUCAGCAGGGUCAAUGCCAGCAGAGCGUCGGGCAAGGUUUAGGGGGCUCCGAGCAGACCAGCGAACCUCCUGAACAGAGCACCAAAGCCGGCUGGUUUAGCGGUUGGUUCAAGUCGAAGCCCAAAGAUGUUCACGAGGAGAGUUCAGAGCAGAGAAGCCCGGCUCAGAUAGAGCAACCACCGACCACCGGCUUCUGUCCUCCUCCCCCGCCUGCAAUGUUUUCAUCUCAGCCUUCCUCGGCUGGCAUCAACCCCUUUUCAAGGAAAGCAGGACAGCAGCUGGGGUAG